CCCGAGUGAUCUCGGACCAAAAUUGCGAAUCGCAGACUGACUUGAUCAGCAUUGGACCUCGUACCUGAGCCUUCCAGAGCUCUACAGUCAGGAGUUUAUCCACUGUCAUGAUCAGAUAACACCGAACAUCACAACGAUCGACCCUCCCCCGGUGGCUGUCCGCUCCGGCUCGUGGCAGCCAUGUCGUCAACCAGUCCACGAAAGUCAAUUGAUAGCUUGGCGUCUGGGGUCUCGUCGCCUUCAAUCUCUUAUUCAGCAAGUCAGGUGGAAUCUCCGCGUGUGGCCCCUCAGCGGUUCCCCCUGAGGAGGGGAUCAACCGCGAGCUCGAUCGUGAGCAUUGGAGGUGUUCUGGACUCUUCUAACUACCAUGGCUCAAUCUCAGAGUCUGUCGCAGAGUCUGGGCAGAAUGCCAUUUCGACCCUCCUCCAGCCCCCAAUCAUCCGCACCGGUCUGACGACCGGUAGUUCCACUCCCUCCACCGGCUUCAAGCCCCCCUCGUCUCGUGAUAUCCCGCCGGUGACUCUGACAAACAUCAAGCAUGUCGAUGCAAAGGUCUUCCAGCCGUAUCUGUCGCAAGUGGGCAGUUUGUACGAUGUGUUUCAACAACCGAAAGAAGGCGCGGGGGAGGAUACCCUACCGGCACAGGCUGCCAAGUCUCCCAAGCCAGACUCUGAUCGCGAUUCGUUACUGCCAUGGUCCCCCGAGCGGAGGUCUUCGGUGAUGUCGAUCGGUUCAAGACCAUCUUCGCCAUAUGAUACACGCGGCCGACGGCCAUCCACCGGCCGUGGUCGCGCCCCCGCGGUUACUCCACUGUCCACCAUCCCUCCGGUUUAUUUUGAAGAGGGCUUCCAUCUCGAAAACCCCCGUACGUUCGAUGUGAUAUCAGAGAAAUCAGAUGUGGUUCGGCCGCCGAGGCCGCCGUCCAAAGACGACAAACACGCCAAUGGAUUAGUUGCGGAGCCAGUACAAACCGGAAGAAAAGCAUUAGCAACGAAUGCUAUCCUGCAAGAGAAGCUCUCGUGGUACAUGGAUACUGUGGAGAUCCACCUUAUUUCGUCUAUCUCAACGGCAUCGAAAUCGUUCUUCACUGCCCUAGGAUCUCUCCGAGAAUUGCACGCGGAAGCCGCCGACUCGGUCAACCGUAUACAAGUACUGAGAAGGGACCUACAGAAAAUCGAUAAAGAAAUGGCUCUAGGCGGUCUCAAAAUUGUCAAUUUGAGACGGCGAAGAGAGAAUGUACGAAUGUUGGCAGCUGCCGUGGCUCAGCUUCGCGAUGUGGUCGAAUCUGUCUCUCGGUGCGAAGGCUUGGUAGAGCAGGGCGAUAUUGAGGAAGCUGCCGAUGGACUGGAGGAAGUCGAAAAACUGAUGGCCGGUGAAAAGCUCUCCGACCGUGCCGCUUCGGAGGAAGAGGAAGGUGCCCCCAGACGCAUUAUCGACCUUCGAGGCAUCAAGGCCCUCGAGGGAGCAUCCGAUGACCUUGCACAGCUCCGCCAACGCAUUGGCAUGGGCUAUGAAACCCGGUUCUUGAAUGACCUUUUGGGGGAUUUACGACAGCAUGUUCAAACGGUGCCAUCGAAUGUGACCCUGCAGCGCUGGGGAAACUCAUUCCAACGGCAGCGAGGUGGUCAACGGUCUGGAGUAUCUGUAUCGCCUGCCUACAUGAAUUUCAAUAACGAGUUGCGAUCCCAAUUGAACACCCAGCUCAACGGACUCGCGCGUGCUCACUAUACAAUGUCAGCGGCAACUUCUUUCAAAACCGCUGUUUUACGAGAAAUGAAGGGCCUUAUUCGCAAACACCUGCCCAGUUCUAGUGAUGAUGAUAAUGAAUCUAUGGUGUCGCUAUCAACACAUGCCGGUGCUCAGCUAAGCCAACAAGAGAAGUCGUCAAUUCUUGCUCGCAAUCUGCGCGCUCUCGACUCAGACGAUGCUUAUGCGAUGUUGAUGAAUAUCUACACCGGGAUCAGCGAAUCGCUCCGGCGACUCAGCGUCCAAGUCAAAGUUCUUCUGGAUAUUGCUAGCGGCUUGGGGAAUUCGCCCACUUCCGGUGUCAAGUCACCACCACGAAGCCCCAACCCGCAGAGUAUGGAUCAAGCUAUAAACUCUUCACAGAUUGGGCCAACAGCCUCUGACAUGGCCCAGGAUGAGAUUCUGCAGGUUUUGGAUAUGUCGAGUCUGCUUGGUCAGGCUGUUGACAUCGCCCAAUCCCAGAUAACAAAGGUGUUGAAAGUACGAUCUGAACAGACCGCCCAGCUUUCCAAGGAGGAAUUCCUCAGGUACUUCACUCUCAAUCGCCUGUUUGCCGAUGAAUGCGAGGCCAUCUCGGGACGUAGUGGUACUGCUCUGAAGACCAUUGUCGGAAAUCAAAUCCGCGAUUUCAUUACCCGUUUCGGUGAUGGUCAGCGCCAUCAAAUUGUCAAGGUCAUGGAUGCCGAUCGAUGGGAUGCACGAGAUUUCGGAGAUGCCGAGAACACCAUUCUUACUAGGAUUCUCGAUGCAAGCACCAAAGACAUCGACGCCUGGGUCGAGGUUUCCAAAAUCUGGAUUCCACGUCCUGGAAACGAGCAAGGCAAAAUUGCUGAUACUGCGGCUGAAAAUGGGAUAGACAAGUCCAAGGUUCGCAGUGCCGUCAUCGAUGAACAGAAAUACAUUCUGCCUGACUCUGCUGUUGCCAUGAUGCGCAGCAUUGAGGAGUUCGAUUUCCUCAUGUCGAAUAUCCCCAGCAUGAUCCAGGAUAUUGCCCCGCACCUACUAGAUAUCCUGAAACUGUUCAACUCGCGGUCAUCGCAGUUAAUUCUUGGAGCCGGCGCUACACGUAGUGCAGGCCUGAAAAACAUCACAACUAAGCAUCUCGCGCUGUCAUCACAAGCAUUGAGCUUUGUUAUUGCUCUGGUCCCGUAUGUGCGAGAAUUUGUCCGUCGCCACGGACAGGCAAACCCCUUGAUGGCCGAGUUCGACAAAGUUAAGCGACUAUGCCAGGAGCAUCAGAGCGGUAUCCACGAGAAGCUGGUGGAUAUCAUGGGCUCGCGCUCUUCGGUCCAUGUGAACGCGAUGAAGAAGAUCGACUGGAAUUCCAAGGGAGCGACUCCUGCUGUGAAUCCUUACAUGGAAACCUUGGCCAAGGAGACGGGGACUCUACACCGCGUCUUGAGCAAGCAUCUUCCAGACAUGACAGUUAGCAUGAUCAUGGUACCUGUAUUCAACAGCUACCGUGAUCAAUGGACGAAGGCCUUCCAGGAGGCCGAUGUGCAGACGGAGGCCGGAAAGAAGAGAAUGCAAGCCGAUGUCGAGCAUUUCCGAAGCAAACUGAGCAAAAUCGAAGGCGCCAGCGAGGUUGGCGACAAGCUCCUCGAAGUUGUGCGAGGCAAACCCAUUACCAUCACCGACGAACCCGAGAAGUCCGAGACGAGUGAGAAUCAACAAGAUCAGGACGGUAGCUCGGAUUCCACCAAGUCAUGAUUUGCAUUAUCCUCGCCCGUUUACCCUUAUACAUAUAAUUUCGUUUCUGCAUGUUCCUUUCUUGCCCGCGCGCUCAUUCCCGAGCUGUACACUUCUUGUUAUUUGCUGCUACCACAUAUAUGUCUACCAGUUGCAUUUAU
This is a messenger RNA of Penicillium samsonianum, 3596 nucleotides long. Its product is annotated as vacuolar protein sorting-associated protein 54. The transcript is spliced from 3 exons. Gene Ontology annotation, molecular function: syntaxin binding. Bases 181 to 3456 code for a protein of 1091 amino acids. The record is from RefSeq and is a predicted model, not a curated record. Lineage: Eukaryota; Fungi; Ascomycota; Eurotiomycetes; Eurotiales; Aspergillaceae. Gene Ontology annotation, cellular component: GARP complex. Gene Ontology annotation, biological process: retrograde transport, endosome to Golgi; Golgi to vacuole transport.